AUGGCUGUCGCCGACGACAUGCCGACCACCGCUCUACGCGGUUCUGACCGCGAAGACUUACCGCUCGCGGAUUACAUCUUGCGCAAAACGCAGUUCCUCUACGCUCUCGUCCUGCUCACUGCCUUUAUAUCCUGUGCCGCAUGGUACAGCGUCGUCAACGCCAAGAAGCAGGAAGAUCUCGUCCAGCCCACCGUCAAAGGGCCCGGAGGCAAGCCAUUGCCCAUCACCAAGAAGAAGCGCUCCCGCGAUGGUGCACGUAAGAUUGGCCCCGGCUUCGGCCGCACUGCGAAGAACGUCUUCCGCUCCCUCGCUGCCAUUGUGUUCCUGUGCUAUGUUGGAAGCGCCUCUUUCAUGUUUUACCAUGCUUUCUGGUAUGAAGACCCUUACCGCUGGUCAAAGGAGGGGCUGCCGUGGGCUGGUGAAUGGAGCGUGGUCCACAUUGUUGGCGCACUCUUCUUCCACCUCUAUAUCCUCAUCUCGCUCUUCGAUUGGCGCAAAGGGCCCAAUAUCGUCCACUUCAUUGUCUGGAUUCUCGCCUUCAUCGGCGAGGUCAUCCUUUUCUCCACGACCGCAGUUGCAGCCGCCGAUUGCCACUUCUUCCGAUCAGUUCGAAAUAAGGAUUCGGAAAAGGAUGGGAACUGCGUCGACUACUGGACCAAGAUUGACCUCGUCUUCUACUUUCUUCGAAUCCUACACCUUCUGGCACUCAUCGGGGUAUUCAGCCUGGCCUGGAUUCGAAAGGUCCGCAGCGAGGACAAGAAGGCAGAAGAAGGACGUUCUGCCGAGUCAACCCCGCUGCUUAAUGGGCACCGCAGGUCGUACGACACCACAAAUGGCCAACCGGCUAAUGGCCAGCUGGCUAAUGGCCGUCGCUCACGUGGUAGGACCAUCUCGAACGCCCACAGAUCGACCGGUUACUCUAGAAAGGACGAAUCGACCGCCUUCUAUCGACCCGAGAAGCUCCCUCACAAGACCUGGUGGGAGUAUCUUAAGGGGUACUCCCUCUUCUUCCCCUAUCUCUGGCCCAAGGAUUCAGCCAAGCUUCAGGUCAACGUUCUCAUCUGCUUCGUCCUGGUCAUGCUACAACGCUUGGUCAACGUGGCAGUGCCAAUGCAAGUGAAGCAAGUGGUCAAUUCUCUUGAGGCGGUAAUCAAGUUGGUCGCAGACGGCGAACGACUUACCAUGGAUAACUUCCCACUCAAGGACUUUGUAAUCCUCGGGCUUCUGUGGAUCCUACAAGGCCAGUCUGGACUCUUGGGGUCGGCGCGAUCCAUUCUUUGGAUCCCCGUUUCGCAAUACUCCUACCGAGGACUGACGACAGCGGCCUUUAACCACGUUCACUCUCUCAGUCUCGAUUUUCACCUUUCCAAGCGUACUGGAGAGGUGCUGUCUGCGCUUAACAAGGGCGCUUCGAUCAACCAGUUUCUGGAGCAGGUGACAUUCCAGGUGUUCCCGAUGCUCGUCGACCUUUUCCUCGCCAUCUCCGUGUUCUACAUCUGGUACGGGCCAUUGUACGCUGAGAUCAACCUAGUUGAUACCUGUUGGUAUCUCUACAUGACCAUCAAGAUGGCCUCGACCCGAGCGGACCAGCGUCGCGAAAUGACGAAUGCUGACCGUGAGGAGGAAGCAGUGAAGAAUGACUCAAUCUCUAGCUACGAAACGGUCAAAUACUUCAACGCCGAAGACUUCGAGUCCAGACGAUACCAGGACAAGGUUGGCGUGUUCCAGAGAGCCGAAGCCAAGGUGCAGAUGGGGAUGAUGAUGAUGAACAUCUGCCAAACCGUGGUCUUCAACUUGGGUAGGAUCAUUGUUGCAUUGGUCUGCGGCUGGCAGGUUGCGAUGGGUCUCCGUACGACGGGUGACUGGUUCAUGGUCGUCUCAUACCUGGCUCAGCUUCAAGGACCCCUCAACUUCUUCGGCACCUUCUAUCGGACGGUGCAGCAAGCAAUGAUCUCGGGUGAGAGACUUCUGGAACUUUUCAAGAUUCAACCGACUGUGGUGGACACGCCCCAUGCAGUCCCACUGGGCAAAGACUUUCAGGGACACGUUCGGUGGAACAACGUCAGCUUCUCGUACGACCGACGGAAGCCGGCGCUACGCAACAUCUCGUUCGAAUGUCUGCCGGGCACCACGACCGCCUUUGUGGGCGAGUCGGGCGGUGGCAAGUCGACCCUGUUUCGCCACAUGUUCCGCUAUUACGACUGCGACGAGGGCUCCAUUGAGCUGGACGGCAAGAACGUCAAGGAUCUGACAAUUGACUCAGUCAGAGAGAAGAUUGGCGUUGUCCCCCAGGACACGACUCUCUUCAACGAGACGUUGAUGUACAACCUCAAGUACGCCAGGCCCUCGGCUACUAAUGAAGAAGUGUAUGCCGCUUGCCGCGCCGCCAGCAUCCAUGACCGCAUCAUGUCCUUCCCCGACCAAUACGACACGCAGGUUGGCGAGCGGGGCCUCCGCCUGAGCGGCGGCGAGAAGCAGCGGGUUGCCAUCGCGCGGACCAUUCUCAAGGACCCUCGCAUCAUCAUGUUGGACGAGGCCACGUCGGCGCUGGACUCUCACACUGAGCAGGAGAUUCAGGAUAAUGUGUGGAAUAUUGGACAGGGUCGCACCUUGCUCAUCAUUGCGCACCGACUGUCGACCAUUACGCAUGCGGACCAGAUCAUCGUCCUGAACUCUGGGGCCAUUGUCGAGCGUGGCACUCAUGACGAACUUCUUCUGGCCAAGGGCCGUUAUGCUUCAAUGUGGGAGAAGCAGAUCCGAGCAGAGCGAGCUCUGAAUGUUGCCCGCGAAGCCCAGCUGAAGGCUGCGAGAGCCGUCCGUAAGGCCAAGAUGGGUCUCAAGAAGAAGCCGGAUGGAUCCAUUGACGGCUACAACGGUCUUGGAUCCCCUGGAAGCUUGUCGGGCAAUGGCUCCAAGGAUCACGGGGACGAGACACACACGUCAUCGUCUUCGUCCUCGGAUGCUGAGUCGAGCCACAGCGAGCACUCGAGAGAGCGAGAACGAAAGUGA
Messenger RNA from Fusarium falciforme, 3009 nucleotides. RefSeq lists its product as hypothetical. Gene Ontology annotation, biological process: transmembrane transport. NCBI's taxonomy places the organism in Eukaryota, Fungi, Ascomycota, Sordariomycetes, Hypocreales, Nectriaceae. The record is from RefSeq and is a predicted model, not a curated record. Gene Ontology annotation, molecular function: ABC-type transporter activity; ATP binding; ATP hydrolysis activity. The coding region runs from base 1 to 3009 and encodes 1002 amino acids. The transcript is spliced from 3 exons. Gene Ontology annotation, cellular component: membrane.